AUCAGAGGUGACUCGGGCGGCUGCUCACUUCCACCAUUCGCCUUUUCACUCUUCCUCUGUCCCAGUUUUGUUUUUAUUUGGGUUUCUCCUCACCUGGCCGGACCUGUCACUCGUGCUUUUCACUUCUGCUAAGUGGCUGCGACAUUUGUGAUUUCUUUUUCCACCUGGACUUCAGGAGCCCCCGCGGAGACUGGCGCACGUCAGAAGACACUGACGCCUUAAAGGACGACAUGACAAUUAUUCGGGACCUUUUCGCCCUUUUGGGGACCGCCAUAAUAAUGGUGUGCCAAUGUGGAGCAGAUCGUCCCCUCCCCGAGGUGACAGGCGUGUCGUACGAAUGGAUCGAUCCGUUUGUUCUGAAGUUGCACUGGUCCUGGAUGAGGCCUGAAGCUCUGCCCAAGAGCUGCCAGGUCCAGUUCAGCGUAAAGGGCGAGAAUAAAGAUAGAGCAACAACAGAGCGCCUGAACACACGAGAGGAACAUGUCGACAUGUGUUAUCUCACAAAAUCCCCGGCGACCACGCGUAUUUACAUUCACGUCUGUCCUGAAAACUGCAGUGGCUGGACGAUAAGCCAAACUGUUAACAAAACCAUUGAAGAACCGAACAACGCUGAGCUGGUGAAGGACUUCAAAUGUGUCAUGAAAUCGUAUAACAUGACCUGGAACUGCACCUGGACCCCAGCUCAUCCAUCCCUCAAGCUAGACGUCUCUUAUCGGAAGUCUGGAAAAGCUGAGAAAGACCUAAAUCGUCUAACAACCUGUCGUGAGUUUAUCACCACUGGAGAGCAGCGGGGGUGCCACGUGCAUACUGACCCUCAGGAUAUCUGGGUGCUCGCGAAGACCGACUCGCAGAGACACAUCUUUAAGCCCAGGCUCGUGGUGCCUCUGCCAAACGUGACCCUCAAAGAAGAUGGACCUUUGCUCAGGGUGACAUGGCACCCUCCUAAGGUUGGCAGGAGCUGUAAAUGGAUCUUAAAUGUCUGGUACAAAGCAUGCCACAACACAGAGACCUUAAAGGAACGUGACAACUUUACGAUUCCUUACGAUAGCUGCUGCGUCUACAAAUUACGCUACAAUGUCUCAACCGACAAGGAUUGUCUAGAAGUGUCCAGCGACAACAGUCCCAUUCUCACUUACGGUCAGCCCUGCUUCAGUGUAGCCAUAGCGCUCACCGUCAUCAUCCCCAUCAUUGUGUUCAUCUUCGUCCUGCUGUCCUGCUACUGCUUCAGGAGGUACAAAGACAUUAUCUGCCCCAUUGUUCCGGAGCCGUUGGAUCUUUUUAAGGGCUUGGUGACUGGAAACAGGGAUAUGAUGGUCCCAGUCGUCCCUCUGUAUCAACCGGUGGAAUCCAUCCAGUCCUGCAAGAUCACCCUCAUACCCGAAAACAAACCCUGUCAGGAAAAUGAAUGACGCGCACGCAGAAGAGCCUGCAGAGGAGUCUGCAGUGCAGCUGGACUUGGCAUCCCAGUAAAUUCAUGAACAUUAUGAGAUGCUGGCAGAAAGGAGGAUUUUCUUGUUUCAACUUACCGCCUGAUGAAGUGCAAGAUGGACUGGAAAUGCACAAAAUCUUUGGAGUUGCCUGCAAAAAAGCCUCCCACCUAUGAAUGUCAGGAGAAGACCUCUGUUUAUGUUCUCCAAUGGAGCACUGAGGUAGUUUGAUUGUUCCGGAGAGAUCCUGUAGCUACUGGACUGGAUGAGGGACUCGGACAGCAGGAACCCCGCACUUACAUGCUUGCAGAUAGAAGCAAGCGACAACCCGAGCGCUGGAAACGUUACAAUGCUGCUUAUCUAUUUCCUUUGCCAGGUUACCUUCUUUAUCAUUGGCAUUUCAUGCAAACUGUCGUACUGUAGAGUGCUGGAAUGGAAUUGAUUGUAAAUGUGUUGAACUUUGCUGUAUUUGCUUGGACUUGAAUUUAAUUUAACUACUUUUCUUUUCUUUUUUUUUAAAGUUCCCUUAAAUGGGGUUCAUUCUGAAUUGGCGCCACACAAAUAAGCUAGCUGAAACUGAAGGUUUUUAUUGGUUGUGUGACUGUGCAGGGGCUGAUAUGUGCAUUUCUGCUGAAUCCCAACUGCUUCAGCCCACCUGUGUAGUGUGUGUUUGAGGUGGAUGUCACAAACUGAUAACAGGGGUGUGAGGCUCUGUCACUCAU
This is a messenger RNA of Cololabis saira (Pacific saury), 2149 nucleotides long. Its product is annotated as interleukin-13 receptor subunit alpha-1-like. Bases 231 to 1409 code for a protein of 392 amino acids. The transcript is spliced from 10 exons. NCBI's taxonomy places the organism in Eukaryota, Metazoa, Chordata, Actinopteri, Beloniformes, Belonidae. The record is from RefSeq and is a predicted model, not a curated record.